AUGAAAACCGCCUGGCAACGCUUGAUCCGUUUCGUCUCCACCGACGACCGGAUCCUCCAUGGCGAGCCCAUCUUGCCCUCUGAAGGUUUUGAUCUGGGGACUACCACGGAGGACACAAAACUCAAAGCGAGAGUUAUCACGGGGGCAGAUCUCUACGACACAACCGGUGCGACCAAAGUAACUGAAGAGAUUGUGACGGUCAAGAAACUGCUGGGGCCGCUCACACCGGCGGAUGUCCCCAUCUUGCGAUGCAUCGGCCUGAAUUACCUCACUCAUAUCCGCGAGACUGGCCGCCCAACCCCGUCAUACCCCGUCAUGUUCUUCAAGCCUUCGACAACAGUGCAUGAUCACGGGACCAACGUCGUCAUCCCCAAGAUCGCUCAAGAUGAGCAGGCCGACUACGAAGGAGAGCUGUGCGUGAUCAUCGGCAAAGACGCAAAAGACGUGCAAGAAGCCGACGCGCUAGACUACGUCGCGGCAUACACAGUCGGCAACGACGUCUCGGCUCGCAAGCUCCAGCUUCACCCGCACUUUGCCGGGCCUAUGCCGCAGGCCGAUUUCUCCAAGGGAUUCGACUCGUUUGCUCCGUUAGGCCCGGCCCUCGUGUCGACUAGCCUUAUCCCCGAUCCGACGGACAUGGCUCUGACGACUACCGUGGACGGCGAGCUAAGGCAGCAGGCGCAUCUUAGUGACCUGGCGUUUACGGUGCCGCAUUUGAUCGCCUUUCUGUCGAGUGGCACGACUCUGCAGAAGGGAAGUGUUAUCAUGACUGGGACACCUGGAGGCAUAGGAUCUCGGAUGAGCCCGCCGAGAUGGUUAUGCGUUGGGACCCAGAUGGAAGUGCGGAUCGACAAGAUUGGAACUCUGAGAAAUGGGGUAGAAUUCCAGCAGUAG
This is a messenger RNA of Dichotomopilus funicola, 894 nucleotides long. RefSeq lists its product as uncharacterized. NCBI's taxonomy places the organism in Eukaryota, Fungi, Ascomycota, Sordariomycetes, Sordariales, Chaetomiaceae. The coding region runs from base 1 to 894 and encodes 297 amino acids. The record is from RefSeq and is a predicted model, not a curated record. Gene Ontology annotation, molecular function: acetylpyruvate hydrolase activity. The transcript is spliced from 4 exons.